This is a messenger RNA of Lytechinus variegatus (green sea urchin), 1878 nucleotides long. RefSeq lists its product as uncharacterized. Gene Ontology annotation, cellular component: AMPA glutamate receptor complex; postsynaptic density membrane. Gene Ontology annotation, biological process: positive regulation of synaptic transmission, glutamatergic; neurotransmitter receptor internalization; transmission of nerve impulse. Bases 724 to 1734 code for a protein of 336 amino acids. Lineage: Eukaryota; Metazoa; Echinodermata; Echinoidea; Temnopleuroida; Toxopneustidae. The record is from RefSeq and is a predicted model, not a curated record. The transcript has 5 exons. Gene Ontology annotation, molecular function: voltage-gated calcium channel activity; channel regulator activity.
GAAUGCUGGGGAGUUAUUUGGAGUUGAUCAUCCCCCAUCCGCUACAGAUGAUUAUGCCUCGAGCAGGAGCAGAAUCAAAAUUCAUUAAAGUAUAUGCUCCAGUUUCGGUCAUUGAUGAGGAGUAGUUUUGCUAUACUAUCUUUUGCGUCUUCUUUCUGAAAUUAUUGAUUUGAAGUUGUCUCCGUGAGUGUCUUUUGGACGCUUUCCUCAUUGCCUCGUUACUGUGAGCGUUGGGGUGCUCGUGUUCUCUUCAUCUCUGACAUAUACCGCAUGGAUGUAAUCCUGUUUUCAUCGUCAGCUAUAUAUUCGCAAGCGACAUUAUCACAGGAGAUCUAUACCGGGGAUCAAAUAUUUCAACGACUAUUUCGUAAGAAAACAGAUCUCAUCAUGAUCUUUUUCAAACGGUUCAUCUCUCUCUACACACUACCGCUUGUGACAGAAGUGUAGCUAGAAUUAAAUUGUUGUGACGAUUGAUAUAUCGACGAAGCGAAUUUGAUUCAUAAGAUUAAUAUCAUAUCAACGAAGCUAUUGUCACCUGAAUUGUAAGUCUUCGAUAAAAAAAAAACAAGGAAGAGUUUAUAGACAGAGACAGGGAUCUGUGAAGGAGGUAGCUAUAAUUUUUAGAGGAGCAUUUGGUAAAGCAGAUUCAGGUAUCUUGAAAGGAAAAUAACGAAUUCUUAAAAAAAACAUACAAAUUAAAACACCGAGGAGAGGAAAAGCAAGAUGAAAUACAAGAACCUAACUUUAUUAGGGCUGACGAUAUGGGCGGUGGCGGGUUCCUAUGUUACCCUAUUUCUCGUUGGGAUAGCUAAUUUCACAAACCAAUGGAUCUUCACGAAAGAGAUAAUUGAUCGUGAUUUCAGCAAUGGCACUCUCCGGGUCACCGUCAAAUUGCACUCUGGAUUGCUUGAGUUUUGCCGAGAUAAAGUAUCUUACAUUUGGAUAGGACAUCCGUCGUUCACUGCAGUCAAGAAUGUAUCAGAGGCCACAAUGAAAACACUGUAUGCCGCACCAGAUGAUCCGGGAUGCUUCAAUAUUCGAGCAUCUCUUCCAGAGCCCAGUGAGCCACCGAAAGACAUCAGCUCAGCCGUGUUACAACACGUGGUGAAGGUGCUGCCGCUACCUAUAUGUAGUUUUCUGCUUCUUGUGAUUACGUCAUCGCUUAGUACAAUGGGUCUAUUCUUCCCACAGCGUCGGUGCUUCAUGUUUCUCACUGGAGCGGGUCACAUCCUCGCAGGAUUGUGUUCCUUGACGGGUCUCAUCCGUUACAUCAUCGCUGUCAACGACGCGGUGAUCGAGAAGCAUCCCGUAUCACCCGACAAGCUUUUCAUGCACACAUACGGCAUCUCCUUCGUGCUCGCCGUCCUCGCCUUCUUCCUCAUCAACUCGACGGGCGUUGCCAGUCUCUAUCUCUACAUCCGUCUCGAAAAGAUGGCGGUCCGGAGCGAGCAGGAUCGAUAUCGCCAUCAGUUUACCAUGAGCUCCUGCGUCACCAGCUCGCCCGACAUCGAAAUCACCGCACACGACGUCGAGGGGGAGAACGAUGUCGUGGAUGCGAGUGGCCGAUGUGGUGGUGGCGGUCGUGUUGUUGAUGACAGGACGAAUGAGGGGAAUCCCCUACGACCACGCCCAGAGGGGAUCGAUAGCGAUUUACAUAUCGAUAGUCAGCAGAGACAUUACGUUAGUUACAGUGAUAAUGAACCAGUUAGUCAACCAACUUCGAUAGAAUUAUAAAAGAAGAUGUUUUAAAAAACAUCACAUAAAUUACCAAUAUAGUCUUUAUGGUAGCAAGACGUUGAUCAUCGCUCAAAUAUCAUGUCAAUUAUUCAAAAUUAUCUAUAACGAACGCGAAUUUCAAAUAAUAUUGAAUAUUCAAUC